UACGCCAUAUUGAGAGAGGCGAGUGUUGACCGAAUGAACGCGCGGCCUAGGUGUUUACGCGGUUCCGGGUUAAAGCCGUGGUAAGUGCGAAUCGAUCCCGUGCCGUUCGUCUGGCGUACGCACGACGUGAAGACGCUGCGCCGUGACAUGCGUGCUACUCGAGCGCAGAGCGCUGACAUGAGCGGCAGCGACGGUGAGGACGGACCGCGUGAGAGAAGCAUCGCCAGCACGAACAGCAUCGCCACCGGGAAAAACGGCGAACUCACGAUGGAAGACAUUCCAGUGGGAACGGCGGCAAUAAUAAGGAAGCUGAUCGGGAUGAACGUCAACGAGGAGUCGUUGUUCGACGAGGACGCCGUUGCCGUCGGCGACCACGAUUCCACGCGGAAGCGUCGCGACGCGAACGCGCCAAACGACCACGAGGACGGGGACGUGCGCGUCACCACGGACUCCGCUCAGACCGGGUGUGCAACGGUUGACAAUGAGCUGAUCAAAGCGUUCAUAAGAGGUGUGAAAUUGGGAGUCACUAUGGAUCGUUGUAGUCCACCUCAAAUAAACACUGACACACUUGUCAAUCCGUUCUCCUCUACGGCAGCUAUAGACAGCACAUCGCGCCACGAGAAAGAGUCCUGCUCCUGUGAUACUUACAAAGCUAAACGAGAUAUGUUUAGAGAGGAGUUGCAGAAAGCUAUGAAAUUCCAAAACCUAUGGAUUGAACUGCGACAGUGUAUACGCGCUACUUUUAACGUCGCCCUGGAAAUAGCUCAUGCGUCAGAUCCUCCAGAGCCCCAACAUAGAUUAUCUAUGAUCGAUAUGCACGAUACUGUUAUUCAAUUAUGUAAAAGGGAUCCCCACCAGCUCUUCAUGAGGCUAGUGAGCCAGGCACAGGAAUUCGUGUUGGAAGUAAAAGUUCGGUUAUUAGCACUUCUGCACGAUCGUAGCGUAAGCAAUUUAGCGGAAAUUUUCCUCACUGGGCUGUUGGUCGACUAUGACGCUCUCGUGUCGACAGCGAUCCAGAUUUCUGAGUUAGUGAAACCACUGAAAGAAUAUCUCUUCAAAUUUAAUUUGACGUGGGAUUGUUUCAUCAAAAAGUUAUAUCAGAUUUACGUUUACAAUGAUCCUUUAGUGCAGAACAAUUUACCUACGUUUAUCAGUCAGCUGAGAAAACUUCUGCCGUUGAAAGGCUCGGAAUACCAAGGUCUUGUUCAUAGGUAUUUAUCUUUCGACGACGAGAUGACGAGGAUCGGUAAUUUAUGGCCUGAGACGGAACCAUGGAUGGAUAAAUACAAUGCAGAACAAGCCGUUCGUAUGACCAGACUUAGGCAGAUCAGGGAGGCCUGGGAAUUGUUUACAGCAACGCGCAAGCUCAUGGAGCACAACAUGCUGAACAAAACAUCUGAUAUUGGAAAAAAUUUGUUUUGUUACAGUGAAAUGCAAGAGAUCCACGGGCAGUUUUCGACGCUUAUUGCACAUACGUCUGAAAACGACAGUCGCCCUUCAAGUCCUAUCCUUGACUUUAAUUCGGAUUCUAUAGCUAUGCCGCCGAGCAUAGAGAUAGUCCAGAUAUUGUUGGAUGAUUGGAAUAAGGCGCAACAUCAAAAACUAGCAGAUAUAGCUGGAGCAUUGACUGCCAGCGAAGUGGAUGCUGUUGGACAAAAUGAUUCCAAUGAGUACACACGUAUAACAAUGCGCCACUUGGCGCAAUAUGCCAUUAAAUCCGUCAGGACCAACAGUGAUGACUGCACCUGUGUAGAGAAUGGACUCGACAAUGGGAAAGAAUGCGACUGUCAUUGUACUUGCAAUGGAACGGAAGUGGACCAUACCACUACGCAAUAUAAAAUAGAAAAUGUCACAGAGGAGAAAGAUGAUACAAAUUCUUCUCCGCCUCUUAGUAACGGAUUUCCAGAAGAACCUGUGAACUAUACAGCGACGCAAGUUAAAAAGAAGUUAGACAAUUUCAAUGACGAAGAAACAGACAAGAAAGAGCCCGGCGUGCGCAAUAUUUUGCAUAAAGACACCGUCACGAAAACACCGGAACCGGAGCCUUGUUCUUGUGUUUAUCAACAUGCGAGAGAAAUAGCGGAAAGGAAGAAGGAAAUUCUGGAAAACCCACCUUGUCCUUGUCUGCUGAACUCGAGGCGCAAAUGGGACACGUGUCCUUGCUUGACCAAAUCAGCUGUACAGCCUACAACGGUUCUAGCAAACGGUCGCCCCAAGACAAUGUCGCCAGCUCCUGUUACGAAAGCCAAUCAAGAGUCGAGCCAGAAAUCUGCAGUAAAGACCGGUUCUACGCAAUCUACGCAGACCCUAAUGAGGCAUUCUACCACGCAAACAUCGAGCACGACUCACAAUCAUAACAUGCAUCAGGGUACCAUUCAUCCGUUCCCUCCUGCUCCACUGACGGAUCUGACGAAAAACACAGCUGCAUCCUAUCCCAGAUUUUACAUGUAUAACAAUCAUUCACCGCACGCAUGCCACAGACAAGCCAAUGUUGAGCACAUCAAGAGAGUGUCGUGUAAUGAUUUGAGUUCUGGGGAUGGAGACUGUUCGGAUUCGGUUAGCAGCCAGGAGGACUCUUGUUCUACCAGUAGCUCCGCACAGCGGGACGUAAACCGACACUGUGACUGUUGUUACUGCGAGGUCUUCGGUCAUGGAGUUCCAUCGGUUGCGCCCGUAAGCCGGAACUACAACGAGAUGCGUGAACGACUGCGGCAGCUGUUGACGAAGAAGAAGGCUAAGAAAUGCAAAGUCGCCGGUUGUAGUCCGCCGAAAAGCCCGUCGGGAUCGUCACCUCCUAAUACUAAUCCCGAAUCUAAAGCUGCGGCCAAUUCCGUUCUCAGAUCAAAUACUCCAAUUUCGACGACAUCUACAGUUCAACCAGACCAACGGGAUCAACGGAAUUUAGAAGAAUUAUUGGAAUUCAUUGAGGGCAACCAUAAUAGCAAGAAAGAUAAUAACAAAAAGGCCGAGAAGAAAGCAAGGCAGAAGCAACGGAAACUCGAAGAGAAGUUGAAGAAGGAUCGACAGGAAGCGCAAAGACAAAAGUUAAUAGAGUUACAGAAGAAAACGCCUGAAGUAACCAUCACUGUUGUCGAUCCUAAGAAGCCUCCACCUCGGAGAUUUUUGCCUCAGUGUGGUUUACCGGAAGUGUCUAUCCUGCCAACAUCUUCGCGGGUGUCUUUACCUACCAUAAAACAGUUGAAUGACAAGAAGAAGGAUAAGCAAGAGGUUUGUAGUGAUAAUAGUAAUAGCAGCGGCUGUAUUAGUAUUAAUCGUUCGAAUACAAAAACAAAGACGUCGUCUGCCAAUUUAAAUGCAAAAAGCAAAAGUACGGAUAAGUGCGAAAUACGAAAUACGAAUCCCAAUCAAGGAAAUAAAAAUAACGCAAAAAACGACAAAGUUGAAUCCAACAAGAGUAACAAGCCUCUCGCGAAUGUUAACACCGUAUGUACGAAAAACGGUUCCGGUAAUAAUACAGAUAAAUCAUCCGAUGUUAACCUUCUCGACAAUAAGUUGACAAAGAAGGAAAGGAAAAAAUUGAAAAAAGAAAUGAAGAAGUUGGAGGAAGCAAAGGCGAAGGAGUCCGGAGAUUCGGCGCAAACGGAAUCUCAGCCGCAGAUAGUGACUAUUAAGAGAGUCCUCGAAUCGAACAGCGUCGAGCCCACAGUCACGAUCACUUUGAAGGGUCAGACACCGGCCGAGGAUAAAGUAUUAUUCACUCUGGUGAAUGGACAGACCAAGGAACCCUCUAACAAGUCGGAGCAAGAGCAAAACCAAAGCAACGGUGGGAAGAAGAAGAAGGUCAAGGCGAAUAAUAACAAUAAUGCUUUGCAACAAGGAAACAAGUUGCAGCAGUCGAACAAUUCGAAGCAGCAGACAGUGACCAAAGCUGGCGAUGGUAAGAAUCUGAAACAGCAAGCGAAUAAUGAAAAGUCGAAGACCGGCAAGCAGCAGGCGGACGAGAAGAAAGCUCAACAGCAAACUGUCAAUGAGACGAAAAAUUCCAAGUCGAAGAAGGACAAGAAGAACACGGAAAAUAAGGAGAACAUGUUGCAGCAGCAGAACACAUUGAACAAGACCAAGAAUCAACAAAACGCCAACAAGAAGCAAAAUAAAGUAAGCACGCCUCCUCAGACGCCGGUGUCGCAGAAACAACUACAGAAUCAUAAUAUUACGAACGAAUCCACGACUGGUAAGAAGGCAAAGAAGCAACAGCAGCAGCAGCAGCAAGAUAAAAAUUUACAAUCCAAUUCUAAUAAGAGCAAUAAAAACAUUAGUAAUAAUAACGCAAAUAAGAUAAUGAAUAAAAACGAUUCUCAGAAAAAUGUAAAUAAGACAAAUCAAACUACUACCGCCAAGCAACGCUCGCCUACGGAGGUCCAAAACACGUGUAAUGAACGAGUUAACUCGCCGCUCAGCAGUCAAUUCAAAGAUAUUGGUCCGAAUUCUAAAAUCGACAUUGAAAAUCUGAAGCUACCGCCAGGCAUCACGAUCACGAAGGUGGAUGCUCCAGCGAAACCGAUUCCUAUCAGACCUGCUCCCAUGCCGAAACCGGUGAACCCUCCUAAACAAACCACUAUCAUCGCUGCACCGAUGAGUGGGGUGCAGUCAAGUUAUGCCAGUUCACAAGCUGGUGGAAAUGUCAUUGUAGUGGACACGGGGAAGCUCAAGCAAGACUUGCUGCCAAAGACCAACGAGAAAGAUCCGCCAAAAGAGUCGCAAGUUCCGAACACUACUAGUAGCAAGAAGAAGAAAAAGAAGAACAAGAAUUCGGCGAAUAACUUGAUGGCUUCUACGUCGCCGGUACAAAGCAACGAUGCAUUCGCGAACGAUCACAGUGUAAUCGACGAGCCUGCCAGAAUAUUGCACAAUCCUGGCACAAAUAUGGUGACCAUAAGGAACCCUUCAUUCGGACCGAUGAAAGUGCCGCCGACGCAACAAGCUGCCAUCAUAAAGGUGUCGGAAAACGGCAUGGUGACGAUCAGAAGUCCGGCUUUGCAGCAGGCGAUCAAUGCCGGCCUAACGUCAGCUCCCAGGCCGGAUUACAUCGUCAAGGGAGACAUGUCCAGCAACAGGAUGUCAACGACGAUGACGUCCGACGGCGCGAACACGAAGCAUGCAAAUGGCGUUUUACCGCCAACCCUGGCGGAAUUGCGCAGCCGACUAGCGCCAACCGACUGCGCGUCCUUAUCCGGGCUGGCCAACAUACAGAUUAGCAAGGUAACGAAUGGCCAACCGAUACCUGAAAACGGUAUCAAUCUGAAGGGCACCAGUGUGACCCUGACGAAGGUGAAACAGACUGACCCGACUAUGGAAGACGUGAGACAGUCGAAGAACACGGUGAAGGAGGCGAUGAGUGCCUCAAUUGCGGCUACUGGCAGUGGCGGCGGCGGCGGCAGCAGUAGCAGUGGCAGUAACGGCAAAAGCAAGAAAAAGAAAAAGCGCGGAGGCGGCGGAACGAGACAGUGCGGAGAUGACUGGAACCUCGUUGAGAGCGUAUUCACGCCCAAAGAUAUAGACCUCGAGGACGGGGAGAUGGACGACGCUGAGCGGGAGCUGGAGGCUUUCAAGAGGUUCUGCCUGCAAUCAGUGCCGCCGCCGCGCAAGGAGAAGGUCAAUCUCAAUCUCAAGGACAUCGUGUUCAAGAAGAAAUCAUCGUCGUCGUCGUCAUCCUCCUCGUCGUCCUCGUCCUCGUCGACGGCGGCGGCGACAGCGGCGGCGACGACGACCGCCACCGUGAUAGCAGCCAAUUGAUCUGUCAAAUAAUCUCGCGUCACUGUGCAUUCGCGGUGCGCGACCAACUGCCAAAGUCGCGGUCCGAUAUGCGCCCGGGACGCGACAAUAAGGACUGAUUUGCGUCCACGUCAAUGUCAAUCUCACGUUCUCGUGGAAGGUACAAGCGCGACGCCUUCAUAGGUGUAAUAAUAGCGAUUUUCUAGCGCGGAAACGGAAGAGGAGGAGGCUCCUUCGCGACGCGCACCGGGGAACGAUGGCGAGACGAUCGCCGGAGGAAGAGGGAACGCGAUCGCACCGAGUGUGACUCGCGUUCUUCGUGAAUCCCGCGUUUCUCGGUGAUGGGCGAUUUGUGUGACGAUUAUUGAAACGCGAAGACUCGUGAAUAAGAAAGACGGGAACAUGGAGAAACACGACGCGAACGACCGCGACGGCGGAACGAACGACAUCACUGUACAUGUUAUCUUUGAGUUAUAUUUAGGAAGCGAAUUCCUAUGUCGCGAAUUGAUGAUGGUUAUGAUGAUAAUGGUAAUGUUUGCGAUGAACUUGUUGAUCGUCUGGAUCGUCGGUGUGAGAAUACUGUUAGGCGACGAGAUCAGUUGCAUUUGUAAAAACGCUCGGCCUGGCCGAGACACUAUAAAUAACGCGAUUGUUUAGUAUAAUCGUAGCGAGUGUCGUCGUCAUCGUCUUGCGUAUAGCGGCCAGAGAACUUCUAUAUCGCCGGCAGUUGGCGAAGAAGAAGAAGAAGAAGAAGAAGUGUCACUCGAUACAAUUAUCGAACACGCGGAACACAUACACACGUACACACACAAAGGCGUACGCAUGCACAUGCAAAGCGCGUUUAUAGGCAGAUAAACACGACGAACAUAUACACAUACACACCUACACUCUGUCUCUCUUCUUUCCUUUAUUUUCCAAUAAAAGCAAAUUCGCGUUUCUACCUAUUUAGAACGUCUAUAUUACUUCUAUGUGUCUCUCUGUAUCUAUAUUCUCCUCGUACGAAUAGUCCAUACUAUUAGCGUAGUACAACACACACCGCGCAGGUUUAUAUAUAGACAUCAUUCAACAAAUGUACGUCGCAAUGUUUCUUAUUGUAUUGUAAUUAAAGUACUUUUUAUACGGUAAACACAUGAGACUGAACGCGAAAGAAAGAAAGAGAAA
This is a messenger RNA of Odontomachus brunneus, 6894 nucleotides long. RefSeq lists its product as uncharacterized. The transcript has 18 exons. The record is from RefSeq and is a predicted model, not a curated record. NCBI's taxonomy places the organism in Eukaryota, Metazoa, Arthropoda, Insecta, Hymenoptera, Formicidae. Bases 148 to 5754 code for a protein of 1868 amino acids.